Messenger RNA from Myotis lucifugus (little brown bat), 819 nucleotides. Its product is annotated as histidine--tRNA ligase, cytoplasmic-like. Gene Ontology annotation, molecular function: identical protein binding. The record is from RefSeq and is a predicted model, not a curated record. Lineage: Eukaryota; Metazoa; Chordata; Mammalia; Chiroptera; Vespertilionidae. Gene Ontology annotation, biological process: mitochondrial translation. Gene Ontology annotation, cellular component: mitochondrion.
AUGGAAAGGAAACCAGAAAUAGAUUUUGACAUUGCUGAGCAAUUUGACUCCAUGAUUCCUGAUGCAGAGUGCCUAAAGAUCAUGUGUGAGAUCCUGAAUUCACUUCAGAUAGGUGACUUUCUGGUCAAGGUGAAUGAUCAGCACAUCCUAGCUGGGAAGUUUACAAUCUAUGGGGUUCCUAAGAGCAAAUUCCACACCAUCUGCUCAUCAGCGGACAGGCUAGACAAGGUGUCCUGGGAGGAAGUAAAGAAUGAGAUGGUGGGAGAGAAGGGCCUCACAGCUGAGGUGGCUGGCCGCACUGGGGACUUCAUCCAGCAGCAUGGUGGGGUAUCUCUGGUGGAACAGCUGCUCCAGGAUCCUAAACUGUCCAAAACCAAGCAGGCCUUGGAAGGCCUGGGGGACCUGAAGCUGCUGUUUGAGUACUUGACCCUGCUUGGCACUGCUGACACGACCUCCUUCGACCUGAGCCUUGCUCGGGGGCUGGACUACUAUACUGGGGUGAUCCAUGAGGCAGUGCUGCUACAGACCCCAGCCCAGGCAGGGGAAGAGCCCCUCGGUAUGUGCAGUGUGGCGGCUGGAGGGCGCUAUGAUGGUCUAGUGGGCAUGUCUGACCCCAAAGGGCACAAGUUGCCAUGUGUGGGGCUCAGCAUUGGAGUGGAGUGGAUCUUCUCUACCGUGAAGCAGAGGCUACAGGCCUUGGAGAAGAAGGUAUGGACCAAAGAGACACAGGUGCUUGUGGCAUCUAUACAGAAGAUACUAGAGGAGAGACUGAAGCUUGUCUCAGAGCUGUGGGAUGCAGGGAUCAAAAUCGAUGUCUGA